This is a messenger RNA of Austrofundulus limnaeus, 1264 nucleotides long. It is a transcript of the gene rpa2, whose product is annotated as replication protein A2. The record is from RefSeq and is a predicted model, not a curated record. Gene Ontology annotation, cellular component: chromosome, telomeric region; nucleus; site of double-strand break. Gene Ontology annotation, molecular function: single-stranded DNA binding. Gene Ontology annotation, biological process: DNA replication; nucleotide-excision repair; double-strand break repair via homologous recombination. NCBI's taxonomy places the organism in Eukaryota, Metazoa, Chordata, Actinopteri, Cyprinodontiformes, Rivulidae. The transcript is spliced from 9 exons. The coding region runs from base 160 to 978 and encodes 272 amino acids.
UAGGUUUCGCGGGACUUGUGUAUUGCGCAUGCGCUGUAUCUUGAGUUUGGCGCGCGAGAUUCCACAAGGAAGACUACAGCAGAGCGGUGUUGUUAAUCCYUUUUGAUACAUUUUAAAGUGUUGUGUGCGUUUUUAAUAAGUCCAGUUUGUGCUGCCAACAUGUGGAAUCAGGGAGGAAAUGAGUCUGGAGUGGCCGGAGGAUACACUCAGUCUCCUGGUGGAUUUGCAUCGCCUACUGCAUCCCAGGGAGGAGAGAAGAAAGUCGGGAGAACACGUGCCACGCAGAUUAUCCCUUGCACCGUGUCUCAGCUGAUGUCYGCCUCUCAAGCUGAUGAAGCCUUCAGAGUGGGAGAUGUGGAGGUUUCCCAGGUCACCAUUGUCGGUAUCAUCAGAACCACUGACAAAUCCAUGACCAAUAUCCAGUACAAGGUUGAUGACAUGACUGGUGCUCCUAUGGAUGUGAAGCAGUGGGUAGACACUGAGGACCCGAGUGUGGACAGCGCUUUGCUGCCUCCAGGAGCGUAUGUCAAAGUCUCAGGAAAUCUGCGCUCUUUCCAGAACCACAGAUCUAUUGUGGCUUUCAGCGUCCGGCCUCUGGAGGACAUGAAUGAAAUCACCUCACACAUGUUGGAGGUUGUCCAGGCCCACAUGGACCUCUCAAAACCUCAAAGCACGACAGUUGCUGUUGGAGGAACGAGCAGUAACCAAUCACCCAUGUCUCGUUCCACCUCAGCUGUAACAGCAGGGAACAAUCCCAGUGCGAUAUUUAAUGGGUUAAGUGCAACCCAGAAUCAAGUGCUGAGUUUGAUAAGAAGCUGCCUGGACCCACAGGGUAUCAGCAUUCAGGAAAUAAAGCAGAGAUUCGGUGGCAUCAGUCUUACUGUAAUCAAGCAAGCAGUGGAAUUCCUGAGCAAUGAGGGUCACAUCUUUUCCACCAUCGAUGAAGACCACUACAGAUCAACAGACGGUGAUGACUAGUCAUUUGUAGCACCUGUAAGAUUGCUUAUUUGAAUAAAAGAUGACAAAAUUAUGAGUUCAUAACUCAGCCAAGUCUAAAUGUGUGACUUAAAUGCUGAAGAACUCAAUUAAAUCUCAUGAGUUCUUAACAUUAAGAUAUUAUGACCAGUGUUGAAAAACACAAGGUUCAGUGGGACUUCUGGUUUCUACAUCCUGUGUUCACUAAGGUCACUUCUGUUAUGAACAUUUGUAAAGUUUCCUGCUUAUGUUUUGCUAAAAAUUAAUUUCAUAACUCUUUGUAUUUCUC